Molecule: messenger RNA, 4010 nt
Organism: Pomacea canaliculata
Lineage: Eukaryota; Metazoa; Mollusca; Gastropoda; Architaenioglossa; Ampullariidae
Product: mucin-13-like
Exons: 11
Coding region: 946-2418 (490 amino acids)
Source: RefSeq, a predicted model, not a curated record
GUGUGCCUGUGCGUGCGUGCGCGCGUGUUCGUACGUCUUCUUGUCGUAUUUGUUUACAAAUAAGAGAUAAAUACAUCAUUUUCAUCGUUGUCAUCAUUGUUAUUGAUAACCUUUAAGUUGUUGACUUUCCUAGAAGGAUCAGGACUAAUGGCGAGGUUGACAACAUGCAGUUCUGUGUGUGUCUCGAGCUUUGACGAGAGCGAAGUUGUGAGCCCACCUCUCCCCAAAAAUGGCGAAGCAGGCUUCACAAAGAAGAAGUAAGGGAAAGAGAAAAAGAAAAAAAGCCCUCUCCGUGUUUACUCAAGCAGGAUGCUAGACUCCCUCGUCACAUUAGCAAACAGUCGCCCCGAACGGGCCAAGCCUGUCCCGGGCUGCUGAGAGUGGUAGAUGCAGCGGGAGCGGUCACAGGUCAACUUCCUUCUCGUCUGGCCUGCGGUGUACACCUACAGUCACAGGCUCGAACAGAAUCCUAGACCCAGACUUCAGCAGUCCAAUCUCUCAUCUUCCCCUUCUACCCUCUUGGUCUGCAUACGUGGAUACGUUUGUAUGUAUGAAGUUAGCCAAUGGAUCUUAGCCCGCUCACGGUGAUAAUACACGCAUCUUCCAGUCUUACUCUGAAUAAUUUUUAUUUAUUUAUUUUGGUGGGAGGUGUGUAGCAAAGGAGUCACAUUUGACAAGAGUGUAGAAUAUUACCUGAAGCCUCAGAUCACAUUGGCAGAAAAAAAGUUGAGGUCAAACUCAAGCAGGAGUAGCCCCCUACCCUCUUCCAGCUGUCGCCUCUGAUAGGAAGUUGAUUCAUUGCUCACGACUGAGGCUGAGGGCACUACAGGUGAAGUCCUGGUCGAAUCUUCGUGAGAAAAAGCAAUUGUCACGAAGGACAGGUAGCAGGCCGUGACUUGCCUGACCACCGACAGGGAACUGCCGACAUCUCCACCUCUGUGUCUAAUGAUUCACAACAUGCAUUUUUACCUGGCAGUUUUUGGCUGCGUUCUUCUAACAGGAACGGCCGGCCAGGUGACCCUGCGCGAUGACCUCGAGAGAACAAAGAGCCCCUUCGACGUCCCUGAAGAUGUUCUCUUUGAAUCUGCCACGCGCGAGGACGUGGAGGUUGUGACAAGCUUCGCCCUUCGUCAGGACGCCCUGCAGGCCAAUGACGUCAUGCCAGACGCGCGCAGCGGUGCCAACAGCGUGUCGCCAGUCCUGCAGGCGGCGCCAGUUCCCUGUGACGUCAUUUCCAACAGCGGCUGCCAGGUGUCUGGCUUCGAGAGGUGCCUAGAACCUGGAUACUGCGGGUGUUUGAACGGCUAUCUGAGGCAACCGGACACAGGAAAUUGCGUUGCGGCACAAUUUUUCCAAGGAGAGAUCAGCUUUGUUGACAGGUUCUCUGAGAAACUCUUGGACAAAAAUGGGCAAGAUUUCAAGAAUUUGGCCAACGCUGUUCGUCAAGUGGUUAUGAAAGCACUUAUAUCGCAAGGAACAAGGGGUGUUCUGGAUGUAUACGUGACUUCUAUUUCCCGUAACCUGAACACGAAGCGGGUGACAGUGAAGUGGGAGCUAGCUGUCACCUCAGCGUUCAACCCUAAACGAGAAGACUUGAUGGCCGCCUACAACAAAGGCAUUGUGGACGCAGCCUACGUCGACACGACUGAUUCCCUCAUCAAGAUCACCGACACCAGUCUAGUGCUCGGCAACAACGGCACCAUGGCCACCUUCCUUCAGCCAAUCAUGGAGUUCAGCCAUUGUGUGGACAAGAAUCACAACUACUGUGCCGCCAAUGCUGACUGCUUUCACAGUCUGGCGUCCUUCCAGUGCGCGUGCCGCGCGGGGUUUGAUGAUGUGUCGCCUGCGGUCAGCAUCACACCAGGAGAGACCUGCAUUGAAUCCUGUGGCUGCGAAAACAACGGCACGUGUCAAAGAGACGGAACAGGAAGCACAAAAUGCAGAUGUCCAGACUGGUAUUUAGGCAGCACCUGCGGAGUGAAUGGGAAAGACGUUCUGAUCAUCUGCUGCAGCGUCAUUGGUUGUCUCAUUAUACUAACGGUGAUUCUCUGCGUAUUCUGCUUUUGUACUUCGUGCAGCAAAGACAGGUGCGCUUUGUGCAGGAAGUCUAGCCGCAGCAGCACUGUGGGUGUGGGCAGUCUAGACACCAGUGUGGUCAAGCUGCCCCGAGUGUGGAUGGAGGGACCGCGACCCUACGAGAUGCCCCCACGUGACAUGCGUCGCUGGAGCUACGUGUCCGAACCCGUCAGAUAUGUCGAUGAAUAUAUGAUGGAUGACUACGUGCACGCCGAGACCCUCCCUCUGCCUCGUUCGCAAGAUGCCAAGAAGAAGUACUAUGCUGCCUAUCAAGUGGGCGGGACACUUAACCAUGGCUACAGCAGCUCUACCCUGUCCGCUCGUCCUAUGCCGAGACACUGACAGGAUGGCCAACAGCACGUGUCUUUGACUGGAGAGUACGUCAGGCAUGAAGAUCGUUUACUGGCCGGUGCUUCUCUGGUUUGUUUCGCACACCGACGGUUAACAUUGUUGAUUCACCCAUGUAAACAUUUUUUCUAAACAUCCUUAAAAAAACCAACAACCUCUGGAUAUUUUUGUAAUGGUUGCUUGCUCUCCUGUCCUAUGCAUGCUAAAAUUAUGUUUACAAAAUGGAAUAUGUGUUUGUUCAGGUAAAGAUGCCAAGAUGAGGUUUGAGAAACGAUAUAAUGGUUACAUGAGGGUUAGAAGGCUAGGCAUGUAUAAGAGAAGAGGGGGAGGGUAGAGACAGAUUUCAGUUGCUUUCAAUCUAAAAUAAUCAUCUUCCGGCGCCCCUCAGUGUACGGCAGUUACAGGUGUAUAUGUCAGCUUUGAUAUGUACAUACAAGGCGAGUUGCAUUUCUACUUCAUAGAAUUUUUGUAUAUUUAUUAUGUUUGUACUUGUUUGCACCUAAGAAAAAAAUUUGUUAUAUGAAUAUAAUGGCGAGGUUUUAAAAAAUGUACUUGUUUGCGCAGCUCUCAAUCCAUCAUGGCUUAACAGUUAUUUACAAACUCAAGUCUGCCAAAGACGAGUGUUUCCUCAUGUAAAUAAAUGACAAACUUUUUGGCGUGAGACACCUUAAAAGUGUUGAGUGGUGGUAUUUAGAAGAUUAGAGCUGAGUAAAAAGAGUCAUUACUAUACAAAUGCUGUGCUUUCCCCGCAGUUGCUUUGGCUGUUAUUACAGUUACGUGUUGUGGUGAUGUGUAUACUAUAUACUAGAGUGCUUGGUAGAGUUUCCAAGAAGUUAAAGCUUCGUCACACUUUCAGACAUAGUACAGAUGACAAUGUUUUUGUGACAUUAUUGAGCAGAUAUACAAUUAUGUAGGUAGAGAAGAGAAGAUAAAAGGCAACAAUUAAAACUACCAAUCAUUCAAUGUCUGCUUGUAUGUGAUGUGUGAGUGUUCGUGCGUGCCUGCGCAAAUGUUAGACGAGUAUAAACAUAAUGUUUACUAGAAAAGUUCAUACCCUGCCAUUAACUGAAUAUUGUUGUUGCUUGACAGCUGAUAACAGAGAAACGAUGUCAUUGAUGAUGACAAAAAUAUAGUCUAUGUUAUUGUUUUCAUUCCAUAACUUUUGCCGGCUGAAGUACUUCGUUGGCUUGUGUUUUUUUUUUUAUUAUUCUUAUCCUAAAGCAUCCAUCUGUCCUGUGAAAGAAUUGUUUAUUUAUAAACGCUGUCACUAACUUUGCUGUAGUUUUUAUUCUGUCUUCCACAUUAUCCACACGUAUCGGAGAAUCACAGAGAAGAAACGGUUUUGCAACAAAAUGAAUUCAAAAGUCAAAUGUGUCUACGCAAACUAAAUAUUUUAUAUCUCCUUACAGCUAUGGUGCUGUGUUCCUUCGAUCAUUAAAACUUACGAGUACAUGGUUAUAGAACCGGUGUACUUUAACUCUUUAAUUCUUACGGUUAACGCUAUGACUUUUUGUAGAUAUGUACAAUAUGAUAGUUAUUUUUUAUUUUGUACAUUUAUACAUAGAAUAAAGAAAAAGCUUUUUUGA